Juglans microcarpa x Juglans regia is the source of this 945-nucleotide messenger RNA. Its product is annotated as mediator of RNA polymerase II transcription subunit 19a-like. Gene Ontology annotation, cellular component: mediator complex. Gene Ontology annotation, biological process: positive regulation of transcription by RNA polymerase II. Lineage: Eukaryota; Viridiplantae; Streptophyta; Magnoliopsida; Fagales; Juglandaceae. Gene Ontology annotation, molecular function: transcription factor binding; transcription coregulator activity. The record is from RefSeq and is a predicted model, not a curated record.
GCCAUUCUAACUUCACAAGUUCGAAAUCUUUUCCCUCUCGAUCCCCAACACCGUUCAGUGGCAAAACCAAUCCCGACCGCCGGUCUCCACCGAUCAAUGCCUGGUUUCGGGAUUCGCUUCGUUGUGUCGUUCUCAGAUGAACUUGAACUUCCCUUCAUUAUGUCAUUACAGUAAUGGAUCUUGAUGGCAGAAAGUUUGGAAGGGGGCCGAGGGAACUUGGUGGUGCUGUUGAUCUCAUAAAUAAAUACAAGCUUUUGCUUCAUCAUGAGUUCUUUUGCAAGAGGUCACUUCCUUUGUCAAUCUCACAGACACACUAUCUACACAAUGUGGUGGUAGACACUGAGAUCAGAAAAGGAGAAGGGAUGGAAUUGGAUCAGGCUUUUCCAAAUAUUUCCUAUUUGCAAAAGCGAAAUGCAAAUAUACAUCCUUUGAACUUGGACGAACUCAGGAAUGCCUUUCUGAUGAGAGAAACUCCUGUCUACCUGUCUGUUGCUGAGAAGGGGAUCUCAACUGCAGGGGUGAAGUCAAAUAGAGACUUUAGAGAUAAGGAGAGGAAGCCAAAAAAGAAUCAAGAUGAUGACAACAAGAAAUAUAAGGGUGGUAAGAAGCACAAACACCGUCACAAAGGACAAGAGUGAUUGUAAGGUAAAAAUUUAAAUGAGCAUCACUAUUUGAAGCAGCAAGAUAGGUAUCUUUCUUUUCUCCUCAUAGUCAUGAAUGUGGUUGCUUAAGUCCAUCUUCUAUUGUUUUGGAUGAUAACAUUUUUUAUUAGGCUAUAAAUUCUGGAAUCACAUGUAAUUCAUUAGCCUUUGAUACUGAUGGCACUUCCACUCCUCGCAAGUAUGGAGUGAUGGGUGGGAUUGCUGGUUCAAAUCGUAUCGGGUGCUCGAGUUAAUUUCCAACUGGCAUGUAUGUAUACUGUAUAUUCAAACUAUACCUUUUUAA